CAGGAGGAGAACGGGGGUUUCCUGUUUGCCUCUGUGCUGGUUGCGGCCUUCCAUUGAGGGAGAACGAAAGAGUUGAGACGGGGUGGGUGGGUGGCCUAGGCCUCGACCCUGGCUUGAAGCCCGGAACUGGCGGGGGAACAGGAGCCACAGGAGAGGCGGAUUGGGGGGGCUAUGGACCCCACCGAAGCGGUGGUGCAGGAGAAGGCUCUCAAGUUCAUGGACUGUCUGGCAGCAAAGGCAGAAUGGAAGGCAUUUUUUCCUGUAGCUCUGCAUGAAUCAGGCCCAGAAUACACAUGCCUAAAGAUGGAUUUCAGCUUACAUCUUCCGGAUACCAAGCAUGGCUAAAGCAGUGCUCUAUGCCCCGGUCUCUGUGGCUGGGCUGCUCCAGCCUGGCGGACAGUAUGCCCUCGCUUCGAUGCCUCUAUAACCCAGGGACUGGCGCACUCACAGCUUUCCAGAAUUCCUCUGACAGAGAAGAUUGUAAUAAUGAUGAGCCCCCGAGGAAGAUCAUUCCUGAGAAGAAUGCACUCAGGCAGACCUAUAACAGCUGUGCCAGGCUCUGUUUAAACCAAGAAGCAGUAUGUUUAGGGAACACCAAUAUGAAGACUGAAAAUUCUGUGGCCAAAACGAAACUUGCCAAUGGCACUUCAAGCAUGAUUGUCCCCAAGCAAAGGAAGCUGUCUGCAAGCUAUGAAAAGGAAAAGGAGCUCUGCAUCAAGUAUUUUGAACAAUGGUCAGAGUCUGACCAAGUAGAAUUUGUAGAACAUCUCAUAUCCCAGAUGUGUCACUACCAGCAUGGGCACAUCAACUCGUACCUCAAACCUAUGUUACAGAGAGACUUCAUCACAGCACUACCAGCUCGAGGCCUGGACCACAUUGCUGAGAAUAUCCUGUCGUAUUUGGAUGCUAAAUCUUUGUGUGCUGUUGAGCUGGUAUGCAAGGAGUGGUACCGGGUGACCUCUGAUGGCAUGCUGUGGAAGAAGUUGAUUGAGAGGAUGGUCCAAACAGAUUCAUUGUGGAGAGGGUUGGCAGAGCGAAGAGGAUGGGGACAAUAUCUUUUUAAAAACAAGCCUCCUGAUGGGAUAGCCCCACCCAACUCCUUCUACAGAGCACUUUAUCCCAAAAUUAUACAGGAUAUAGAGACAAUAGAAUCAAACUGGCGAUGUGGAAGGCACAGCUUACAGCGAAUCCACUGCAGAAGCGAAACGAGCAAAGGGGUUUAUUGUUUACAAUAUGAUGAUCAGAAGAUAGUGUGUGGCCUCCGAGACAACACUAUAAAGAUCUGGGACAAGAAUACAUUAGAGUGCAAGAGGAUUCUGACUGGACAUACAGGGUCAGUGCUUUGCCUCCAGUAUGAUGAGCGGGUGAUCAUCACUGGAUCAUCGGAUUCCACAGUGAGGGUAUGGGAUGUAAAUACGGGUGAGAUGCUAAACACACUGAUCCAUCAUUGUGAAGCAGUACUUCACCUGCGGUUCAAUAAUGGCAUGAUGGUGACAUGCUCCAAAGAUCGUUCCAUUGCUGUGUGGGACAUGGCCUCCCCAACAGACAUUACCCUACGAAGGGUUUUGGUUGGCCACAGGGCAGCUGUCAAUGUUGUUGACUUUGAUGACAAGUACAUUGUGUCAGCGUCAGGUGAUAGAACUAUAAAGGUGUGGAACACAAGUACCUGUGAGUUUGUGCGCACCUUAAAUGGCCACAAACGAGGCAUUGCAUGUCUGCAGUACAGAGACAGACUUGUAGUCAGUGGUUCAUCAGAUAAUACCAUCAGGUUAUGGGACAUUGAGUGUGGGGCAUGCUUGAGGGUCUUGGAAGGCCACGAGGAGCUGGUGAGAUGCAUUCGUUUUGAUAGCAAGAGGAUAGUCAGUGGAGCCUAUGAUGGGAAGAUUAAAGUGUGGGAUCUGGUGGCUGCUUUGGAUCCUCGUGCCCCUGCUGGAACCCUAUGUCUGCGCACUCUUGUGGAACACUCUGGCAGAGUUUUCCGUCUCCAGUUCGAUGAAUUUCAAAUUGUAAGCAGCUCGCAUGAUGACACCAUUCUUAUCUGGGACUUCCUGAAUGAUCCAGCUACUCAAGCAGAAUCAAAUUGCUCCCCAUCCAGAACAUAUACGUACAUCUCCAGAUAAAUAGUACUACACUGUACCUCACACUUGCACAGGACUCAUUUAAACUGCGAUAUUUAAAUUAUCUGCCAAUCCCAGGGCAAAAGAAUUAUCCACAUAACAGAUAUUAACUGGAGAGAAGCUUUCAGACACACUUCUGGAACCAAGUUGGCAUGCAGUUGAUCUCGGACAAGGUCUACUCAGCACAGCUGACUGCUCAAGUGCUGCUAUCAGAAGAUUUCUUUUAUCUCCUGAAUGACUGAUGUGUUAAACCUCACCUCUUCACUCUCUUCUCCCCCACCCCGUAUCUCCUCUUUUUCAAAGUGCAGAUGUCCUAUAAAUAUAUUUAACAUGAUGCCAGAAUCUCUUGCUUUGCUCUUAAGCAGAAAAAGCAUUGCCACCAUUUAUAUAUCUGGCAGAAUCACUGUGUGAUGUGUUGUAGGAGGGGAACAGCAGGCUGAUGCCUCUGCCUUGGGACUUUAAAAAAAGCAACGUCUCUGCCUGGUUAUAGAAGGGCUUCAAACUUUAUAGAAGGGCAAAAUUCAUGCUAAAUGAGGGCCCUGGUGGCUAGAAACCAGUUAGGUCAUGACAGAAGUAAUUUCAGCUUAAGCCCUUUGCUGUUAUUAAUCUGUAUGAAAUGUUUAUCCAGCAGAUGCAUUAAAUGGAGAGUUUGCUUUUGAGAGGCUUAUUGGAGAUGACAUCAGGUUGUAGUAUGCCGUAUUUAACUAUCAAAGUAAGGGGGAUAGUCUACAGAAAGAUAAUGCUUCAUCUUGCAAUUUGUGGAGUGUGGCACUUGUUCUCUUUCUCCAUAGCAAACAUAUUACAUUCACAUUGGAAGCCAUCUUAUUUGGACUUCCUUCAGUGUUGAGCAAGUGGCUUAGUGAUGCAGACUCUUCUUGCUAACUUGGUUGCAUUGUUGCACCUGGGCAGACGGUUAUGAAUUGCCAACAUACUCAGUUGGAAGGAACUACUGAAUCAGUGGGUGCUUAUGAUGACUCACAUCUCUGUCUGAAAACUGUCAACUGAUUUGUAGUGGAAGGGAGACAAGAAAAAUAGAGGUAAAUAGAGGAGCAGGAAAGAUCAAAAGCAAACCUGUCCUUACGGUACUUAGUAAUUACUCUGGGAAUGACUCAGAUAACCACUGCCCUCUAGGGAGAAUAUCAGAAGUUUGGUCUCCUGACAAAGAGAAGUUAACAUUUUGAGCAGAGGUCUGUUUUAGGCUUUGAAGCUCAGAAACAAGAAUUUCAUUUUAUGCUUCAGGACAGACAGAUUCCUUCAGUGGCCUUUCUGUUUGUUCCCCUUGGGAAUAGGUCUUUUCUCAUUGUCUAUGAUGUUUAGCAUUUGCUGUGUCAUUCUUUGCGGGUCAGUAUUUGAUGGGAACUAAAAAUAAUUAGGCAGCCGGUUCUGCCUCUGUGGUUCUCAACAAUGAUUCAAAAGGAAGGUCCUGUCUUGUCCAUGGAUUUUAACCCUACAUAUAAUCCAGACGCAUUUCAUCAUCAAAAGCAUAGUCAGAAGCAUUUGUUUGCAGGGGGUCGGAUCAUGUUGAUCUGUGUGUGUGCAUUGUUGCAUGUGUCUUAAAUAGGCCCCUCAGAUAGCAGCGUUUUGCCUUGCACACAGUGGGGUGGGGUGGGGACAUUUACCACAUAUUAAGUUAUCAUUGUGUUCACAACUGCCCUUAACACUGUUAAAUCACUUUUUUGUCCUACGCUUACAAAAUUUGCAGGGUUGAGUAUAUACAAGAUUGCAGAUCUGCUGCAGCUGGAGCAUUGACAGGUUAUUCCCAUUCUCUUGCUUGAUGGCAGAGUUGUAAGAUUAGUGCAAUUUUUCCUUGUAAUUUUGUGGAGGGGGCUAUGGCCAUUUCAAGCACAUUUUUCUGUUUUACUGAGUUAUGAAGAGUUGGGGAUCAGAUAAGAAAUAGCUGGUGCAGCAACCCUUCCUUGACUAUCAAGGUGCUGAUCUUUCCAGCUACUCUUCCCAAACAUUUCUAACAUGCUUGUUGAUUUUCUCAACAAACAUGGUGCUAAACAGUUUAUCAUAAUGAGUAAAAUAAGUGCUUAAGGAUAAGGUAAUGAGAUUUCCCAAUAAACUACAGUAUUUCAGAGAAAGAAAUUCAAAUGGUGUAGUCGUGAUACAAUGAGCGUCCACCGUGUAUUGGCAUAGUGAAAAGCUAUUGCAAAAGGGAGACUGUCCCUAUCCAUCUUGUAGCCAUUUAGGUUGCAUGAACUCAGCAGAUGUAUUGACAUUAACAAGCUUCAGAUUAAUGCAUCCUCAACCAUUUACCUGUUAAUCUUGAGAGGAAGGCUUGAAAUCUUCUAUGUGACCAUCUUGUACAUGGAUACUUAAUAAAUUGAGUAGUUAAUUUGCGAAUGCAUCUGAAAAUGAAGUUCAGGAGGGUUUUUUAAUUUUGUUUUUUGUUUGUUUGUUGGAAGGAGGUUGAAUUCUACCUCCUUGCUUUUUGAAUGAAAUGUUAAUGUAGAAUUGAUAGCAACAAAUACUCUUGCUUUUAUACCAAAGUGCAGAACAAUGUGGGCAAGUAUUCACAGGAGGCAAAACCACAUAUAACUGGCUGUUAGUCAUGAGAAAGAUUCCUGCCGUAAAGAUGUGUAUUUCUAAUACUAGGACAGUUGAUUACAGUAAGGCCAGAGGUACUUGAGAAUCCCCUGCAAGUACCUCUGAGCCACUUCUUGUAUUAUUUAUUAAACAUCUGGGCAAACUGAACAUUUUGGUUGUUCUUCUAAGGUUUUAUGCUUGUUUGCAAAAUUGGAGAACAAUAGAGAUAUCCCACAACUGGGGGGGGGGG
Molecule: messenger RNA, 4896 nt
Organism: Pogona vitticeps (central bearded dragon)
Lineage: Eukaryota; Metazoa; Chordata; Lepidosauria; Squamata; Agamidae
Gene: BTRC
Product: beta-transducin repeat containing E3 ubiquitin protein ligase
Molecular function (GO): protein dimerization activity
Source: RefSeq, a predicted model, not a curated record